CCGGGGGCCGGGCUCGCGCCGCGGUCGCCGGCUGCUGACGUGGGCCGGCCGGGUCGGGGGCUGUGAGUGCGGGCCGUCAUGGCGGUGGACAUCACUCUGCUGUUCCGGGCCAGCGUUAAGACCGUGAAGACGCGAAACAAAGCGCUGGGAGUGGCGGUGGGCGGCGGGGCUGACGGCAGCCGCGACGAGCUGUUCCGCCGGAGCCCGCGGCCCAAGGGCGACUUCUCCAGCCGGGCGCGCGAAGUGAUUUCACACAUUGGCAAACUGAGAGAUUUUCUUCUGGAACACAGGAAAGAUUAUAUUAAUGCUUAUAGCCAUAUCAUGUCUGAGUAUGGGAAGAUGACAGACACAGAACGAGACCAGAUAGACCAGGAUGCUCAGACCUUCAUGAGGACCUGCUCAGAAGCAAUCCAGCAACUAAGAACACAAGCCCACAAGGAGAUACAUUCCCAGCAAGUGAAGGAGCACAGGAGUGCUGUUGUGGAUUUCAUUGAAGAUUACUUAAAAAGAGUGUGUAAACUUUACUCAGAACAAAGAGCCAUCCGAGUUAAACGAGUGGUGGAUAAGAAAAGAUUAUCUAAGCUGGAACCAGAACCAAGCACAAAGACAAAAGAAUCCAUGCUUUCUGAGAAAGUUUCACAGAAUCCUUCAAAAGACUCUGAAGAAAAGCCUGUCACGGAAGAAUAUCCAGAAACGAUUCCGGCCGAAGCACAACCUGAAUUGAGAACCUGGGGAGAUGGCAAAGGUGAAGAUGAGUUAUCCCCAGAAGAAAUACAAAUGUUUGAACAAGAAAAUCAGCGCCUCAUUGGUGAAAUGAACAGCCUGUUUGACGAAGUGAGGCAAAUCGAAGGGAAAGUGGUUGAAAUUUCCAGACUCCAAGAAAUAUUCACAGAAAAGGUUUUACAACAGGAAGCCGAGAUUGACAGCAUUCACCAGUUAGUUGUAGGGGCAACUGAGAACAUCAAGGAGGGCAAUGAAGACAUCAGAGAGGCCAUUAAGAACAACGCCGGCUUCCGAGUGUGGGUCCUCUUCUUCCUGGUGAUGUGCUCCUUCUCCUUGCUCUUCCUCGACUGGUACGACAGCUAGGCUGGGCGGCCGUCUCUGCUGGCCGCGGGCAGUGGGGAUGCGACAGGAAUUUCUGCCCGGUCGCUUCUGGCAAACAGUGCACUGUCUUGUGUCUCUAGCCUCGGAGUGUGGUUGUGACCGGAUUUUAUCACAGAGCCAUUGGGUGGGGGACUGAGACAGACAUACUCUCAUAAAAUGGACGCCCAAACCUGUGGUUUUAAGCCUGUUUAGUAGCU
Molecule: messenger RNA, 1301 nt
Organism: Ceratotherium simum simum (southern white rhinoceros)
Lineage: Eukaryota; Metazoa; Chordata; Mammalia; Perissodactyla; Rhinocerotidae
Gene: STX18
Product: syntaxin 18
Biological process (GO): retrograde vesicle-mediated transport, Golgi to endoplasmic reticulum; intracellular protein transport
Cellular component (GO): endoplasmic reticulum; membrane; SNARE complex
Molecular function (GO): SNAP receptor activity
Source: RefSeq, a predicted model, not a curated record